AUGGUAGCGUCCGCUUUCGGCCGCGCCUGCUUCCAGGCGUUGGCGAGGGCAAGCACCAGCUCGACCAAUUCAGCAUUCGCCUCUUCUUCGAGAAUCACAGCAGCCACCGCUGUACGCUCCCUUCACGCCGUCUCUUCCACCACCCAGGUCAGCAGCGCACCUCUUCUGCCUCCCGCAAACAAGCACACAUCGUCUACGCCGCUCAAGGUCACGCGCAAGGAACGUAGAACAGCCAUGAAGAAACAGCGCAAAGAAGCCAAGCGUCGCGUGGCCGAAUCGUCCGUCUCUGUGCGUUUGGGCGUAUCGACCGCCAACACAUCGCCGUUCGUGCGCAAGGAUCGACAGUUCAAGACGUACAAGCCCAUCACUCGCUCCAUCCGGUGGUUGAGGCAGCCGCUCAACGAGCACCUUCACCAAGGCGGACCCGUACGAUCGCUCACGAUUGCCAAGCGUAGUACCGCUGGAAGGAAUCAUCAUGGACACGUCACGGUGCGUGGUAGGGGUGGUGGACACAGACGCAGGAUCAGGUUGGUAGAUUUCUACCGAUGGGAAUCGGGCGAGCAGGAGGUGUUGCGGAUCGAGUAUGACCCGGGACGAAGCGCACACAUUGCGUUGGUGGAGCACAAGCAGUCGAAGAAGCAGAGCUACAUCUUGGCACCCGAUGGGUUGAGAGCGGGCGACACGGUACAGAGCUACCGACAAGGUAUUCAUGGUGACGCUGCGGCUGCAGCUACCACCACCAGCAGUGUAGUGGACGAGAUCGUUUCGCCCGAAGGCAAUACCCUGUCGACCGAUCCUGCUGCCCCUCAGACCGCCUCUGCACAAGGCGCUUCCUCCGGCGCAUCCAGCUCUUCGCUCGAUCUGGGUAUCUUCCGAACCCAGGCUAUCCGGCCGGGAAACUUCUUGCCUCUCAACCUCAUCCCCAUCGGCACGACCAUCCACUCGAUCACGAUGCACCCGCUGGGACCUGCCAAGAUGGUACGCUCGGCGGGCACGUUCGGACAGCUCGUCGCGUUCUCGGCCCGAAGCGGUGCCGGCGAAUCGCACGCGCAGGUGCGCCUGCAGAGCGGCGAAGUCCGCCUGAUCCCGAGCAACUGCUGUGCCGCCAUCGGAACGGUGAGCAACAAGGACCACCAGCAUCGAAGGCUGGGCAAAGCAGAAGGUUUCUGGCGUCAUGACCAGAGAAAUGAACGUGCGGUCCGCUUUUGUGGAGCCGCCAUGGCCCUCAAGUCAGGAGGCAAGUGCGCAUCCGACUGGGUGAACAUUGUUCGGGGCAGAGCGACAAGCAGUUGUGUGCCGUCGCUAGUGUCGCCCUUGCCGUGCUGGCAGAAGCUAGAGAAGCUGACCUCCUCGGUUUGGUGCAAGCGAGGAAUUCUUGAGAUGCAGAUCGCACACACCCUUGGAAAAUAA
This is a messenger RNA of Pseudozyma hubeiensis SY62, 1410 nucleotides long. Its product is annotated as likely mitochondrial ribosomal protein. The transcript has 2 exons. The coding region runs from base 1 to 1410 and encodes 469 amino acids. Gene Ontology annotation, biological process: cytoplasmic translation. Gene Ontology annotation, molecular function: structural constituent of ribosome; RNA binding. Gene Ontology annotation, cellular component: ribosome. Lineage: Eukaryota; Fungi; Basidiomycota; Ustilaginomycetes; Ustilaginales; Ustilaginaceae. The record is from RefSeq and is a predicted model, not a curated record.